AUGUCAUUCCUCCUCGCCCGCACCUCAGCCGUCCUCGGCGUCGGACUUGGUCUCUCCCUCAGUCCGCUCUCCCCCUUCCGAUCCGCCCCAAUGCAGUGCCAAUACAGCGCCCCCAACUACCGACCCGAGUCGCAGGCCUCCCCAGACUCAGCCUGGGCCGUUGACCGCAGCGACCCGGUGCUACUCAAACAAGGAGCCACGAAACACAAUUCUCCAAGCGGGUGGUUAACGGCGUCCAAUAUGCGACAGGUGAGUCUGGGGAGUGUCCUCGGGCUGGUUGUGGGGGUGGGGUUGAGGGCGUUCUCGAGGGUCUUGGUUGUCCUUUUGGGCAUGGGAGUUGUGUUUAUUGAG
Aspergillus pseudonomiae is the source of this 351-nucleotide messenger RNA. RefSeq lists its product as uncharacterized. The record is from RefSeq and is a predicted model, not a curated record. Lineage: Eukaryota; Fungi; Ascomycota; Eurotiomycetes; Eurotiales; Aspergillaceae. The annotation marks the transcript as partial. The transcript has a single exon.